Dentiscutata erythropus is the source of this 1529-nucleotide messenger RNA. The record is from the annotation of a GenBank genome assembly. NCBI's taxonomy places the organism in Eukaryota, Fungi, Glomeromycota, Glomeromycetes, Diversisporales, Gigasporaceae.
UUUCUAAAGCGUGGAAAGCUCGUGCAACAGAUAACGCUCUUUGGAAAAAUCAAUGUACCCUCGCCGGUUUCCCUACCACUUCGAUACCUUCAUCCUUUAACUACGAUACCGAAUCCGAUGAUUUUUUUUAUCAAUUAUAUAAAUAUCACUUUAUAGUCCAGAACAAUUGGAAUAAGAAAUUAUUUACCCAGGAUCUCAUUCUUGGUCACAAAGAAAGUAUCACAUGCAUCGUCGGAUCUGAAUUAAGCAAUAUAUUCUACUCGGGUUCUUUUGAUAGGACCAUUAAUGUUUGGGAUAUAUCCAGUAAAACUUGCCUCAAGACUUUGGAAGGUCAUCACUCCGCAGCGAUUCAAUGUUUAGCUCUGGCUCAAUCAACACUCGCAUCAGGAAGUUGGGACAAAUCAAUCAUCGUGUACGAUAUAACAAAAGAUUAUGAUAUCAAACGCAAGUUCUUGGGACACGCAGCUGGCAUUAUAUCUUUAGAAAUAAGUUCCAAUGAAACACUUCUUUUUUCUGGAUCCGUCGAUAAAACUAUAAGAAUAUGGAAUAUUGACACCGGCGACUGUUUACAUAGAUUGUAUGGUCACGAUGGCACAGUAGGUACAUUAACUCUAGUUCCUCAGCCCUCCACUGAUGGUCAAGAUGAUCUAUAUUGGCUUGUAUCCGGUUCUAAUGAUACAAACAUUUUUGUAUGGGAUCUUGAUCAAUUAUGCUCAAAAAAACCUCAAAUUAUUAAAAGAUUGGAAGGGCAUACCAGAGCGAUAACCUGCUUAGCCUGGCAUAAAGAUAUAAUAAAGCAAAUUAUUGAUCACAAUCAAAGGAAUUUCAAUUAUCAGAAUCCAGCUCCUAUCAGUACUAUGGAUUUUUUAUCUAUUAACUCUUCUAGUUCAUCACCUCAAACGAAUAAUGAAGAUAAUGAAAUUGAUGAAAAUGAUGAAAAUAAUGAAAAUGAUAUGAAUGAAAAUUAUAUGGAUCUGGAUUCUUAUACAUCAUCUAAUAAUUGUGAUCGAUCGCAAAAUUUUCACAAUCGUUUCAAUUCGCAAAAUUCAUUAUUAUCUACGAACACGAACAAUACAGUACCUUCCACACCCCCUCAUAGUCCUAUUAUGCAAUUAAGUGACUCAGAGAAAUCCUUAAUUACGCUACCAAUUUUUUCAGCCUCGGCAGAUUCCACAAUUCGCAUGUGGGAUUUGUCAACAGGUAGAUCACUUCUUUAUACUAACGAUCAUAUAGACAUCGUCUGGCAGGUUCAAUGUAAUUCGUCACGUCUCGUUUCCGUUUCUUCUGAUGGUUUUAUCAAAACUCGUAAAUGGCGAUGUAAUCACAGCCAUUUUGAAAACCAACAAAUUGGAUUCGACUCUUUAAUCGCUCCAGGAAUUAAACCAUGUUUUAAAAUUUCAUGUCCAGCAAUAACACUUACUCAAGUCGAUCGCAGUGUGACAUGUUUUAAAAUGACACACGAAUGGUUGGUCUGUGGAACGGAAGAUGGCGUCCUUAUAGCACUGAAAUUCGUUGAAUCACAGAAUUAA